CGCAGGAUUUUCUUGGCUUUUUGGUGAAAAUUUUUGUUUUGCGAAGUCGAAGUCCCACAAGGUUGUCUUUUUCUAAAUACUAAUCGAGAAUUUAAGUAGAAAAAUCAAAAAUGGGAAGACGAUCUAUAAAUACCACCAAAAGUGGGAAAUACAUGAAUCCCACUGAUCAAGCUAGAAAAGAAGCAAGAAAAAGAGAAUUGAAAAAGAAUAAAAAACAGAGACAGAUGGUGCGUGCUGCUGUUUUGAAGGGAAAAGAUCCUCUACAACUUAUUAAUGAUAUGGAAAAAAUUGAUGAGAUGGAGUAUAAUGUUAAUGCACCUCCUUUGCUGAAUGAAAAAGUACUGAAAGAUAAACGAAAAAAGUUGAAAGAAACCUGGGAUAGAGUGAUGAGACUCUAUUUCAAAGAAGAUAGAGAACGAUUCAAUGAAUUGAAAAAACUUGAAUUAGAAUAUGAAGCCAAACGAUCGAUUCUUGUGAAGUAUUUUGAAUCUGUUCGCAUUGCACAGCAAGUGCAAGUCGAUGAAAUCCCUUUACCUGACACCCCAGAAAUACCAUUGUUUUUGACUUCACAAAUUCCUCUUCCAAGUGAAAUGGAAAUCAUGCCUGAAAUUGAUACAACUAUAAUACCACAUUCAAUAUUGAAGAAAACUCCGGUGUUCAGUCAGCAACCAGAAUCAUAUACCAGUAGUUUAAGAGCUCCUGGGAUACCUCCUGGUCCUGUGCCUGACCUUUCAAGUGAUGAAGAGGAGAAUGAUGAUGAUGCUUUAAAUGAAGAGGAUAACGAAUCUACUAUUCAAGACAAAUUUGGAAAAUCAAGAAAAAUAAGGUUUGCUGAUGAAAAAGAAGCUCAGCAUUUAAAAACUACAGAUUUUGAAGAUGAAAGAGAUAAGGAAAAGGAUAAACAUGUAGAAUAUAUGGAUACACCUGAAGAAAUUUCUGAUGAUACUGAACGACCAAAACUUGAAGACAUUCCUAUUCCACCAGUGCCACACUCCACACCAUUACCACCAGGUCCUCCUCCAAGACCACAAGGAUUACCUCAAGGACCACCACCUAAUGUGUCAGUAAUGUUUAGGCCACCUCCUUUGAGAGCAGGUAUACCUCCACCUCCUCGUAUGUUACCGCCUGGAGUACCUCCUCCUCCUCCGGGAAGACCGACACUACCUCCACCUGGUCUACCCAUACGACUUGGAGCACCUCCGAUUCGCUUGCCACCAGGACCUCCGCCAGGUUUACCACCACCUAGACUACUACGACCCCCUACAGCUCCUCCACCUCGUUUACCUAGUACCACAACAACUUCAUCAGUGUUGCCUCCGGGAACAAAUGCAACUACAACUGCCGCACCAGCGUCAAAUAUUACAGUGCUAAGUGCACCACCCAGUUUGAUGCAACGUCCCAAGGUUCUUGCAUCUGAAGAGGAAGCUCAAAGAUCAGCAACCAUAGAAGCUAAGCCUCAAAUUAGAAACUUAAGUGCAGAUGUUAUGAGGUUUAUGCCUACAACUUUGCGUGUGAAGAGAGAAGAUCGACAGAAGAAAGGCUUAUCCAAAAAUGGACCUACAUUUGAACCAAAAGACAAUUAUCCAUCAACUACACCUGUUGCAAAUCCAUCUAUAUCAGCACCUACUAAAGAUGAUGCAUACCAACAGUUUCUUAGAGAAAUGGAGGAAUUAUUAUAACUAUAUCUUCAUUUUUCAUUUAUGUACAUAACAUUGUAAUUUAGUUCAUAUUAAAGUAAAUUGUAUUACAAUUGUUGAAAAGCUGUGUAAAUUGCUUGGUAGCCAUUGAUAAAAACACAGUAAAGAUAUUUGAAGCUGUAAACCAAAUUCAUUAUAUUUUCAUGAAAUUAGUUUUGUAUAAUGUAUCUUCCAUGUUAUGG
This is a messenger RNA of Uloborus diversus, 1879 nucleotides long. RefSeq names its product WW domain-binding protein 11-like. The coding region runs from base 111 to 1679 and encodes 522 amino acids. The transcript is spliced from 14 exons. Gene Ontology annotation, cellular component: spliceosomal complex. Gene Ontology annotation, biological process: mRNA cis splicing, via spliceosome. Lineage: Eukaryota; Metazoa; Arthropoda; Arachnida; Araneae; Uloboridae. The record is from RefSeq and is a predicted model, not a curated record.